Molecule: messenger RNA, 450 nt
Organism: Carya illinoinensis
Lineage: Eukaryota; Viridiplantae; Streptophyta; Magnoliopsida; Fagales; Juglandaceae
Product: protein FAR1-RELATED SEQUENCE 2-like
Exons: 1
Coding region: 1-450 (149 amino acids)
Source: RefSeq, a predicted model, not a curated record
AUGGGAGAAGGGGAAGAACAUGCAUUUGAUAGACCAGAAGAAUGGGAAACUGAAGAUGGCAGUCCAGGUGAACGGGAAAUCGACGAUUGCACUCCAGGUACAUCACAUGUAGUGCCAUCGCCGAAAGGUGAUGAUAUGAUUGAGGAGCCAAAGUCGGGCAUGGAGUUCAAUUCAUUUGAAGAUUUGUUUAGCUAUUAUAAGCAGUAUACUAAGAAAUGCGGGUUUGGGGUGAUGACACAAAGGAGUGAGAGGUUAGAGGAUCAAAGUGUCAGAUAUGUUACUCUUGGUUGUGCACGGGGAGGGAAGGCACGGAUUAAGACAUCCAAUGUUGCCAACCCACGUCCGACAGGAAAGACAAACUGCAAGGCAAGGAUAAAUGCGUUGAGAGUCGAUGGAAAGAUGCGGUUGACAACAGUCAAUAAUUCACAUAAUCAUGUUAUCAGCCCAUAG